AUGGCAGGUUACCCUUCCCCGCUGACCGGUUAUGAAAAUGCCCCGCCUCUCUCCGAGGAGCGGGCCGAAGAUGGCAAGAGCUUCCGGAACCCGCAAACCGGCGUGCUCAGCAGCGCAUACGAGAGAUUCACCGAACCCCUCGAUAACGGCAUCAAGGGCGGGUUUGAUAUCCACAUCUAUUACUUCCAAAACAACCCCGAACAAUCGGAAUACGCACGGGCCCUACGCGAGCGCAUCCGGCGCGAGUUCCCGGAGCUGCGGGUGUACGCGCUGUGGGACCGGCCGAUCGGGCCGCACCCGGUGGCCAUGUUCGAGGUGAGCGUGCACUCGCCGGCGCAGUUCGGCGCCGUCGUCGCCUGGCUGGCCGUCUGGCGCGGCCCGCUGUCCGUGCUGGUCCACCCCAACACCACCGAGCCCGAGUCCGACCUACCGCCCCACGACCGCGAGCGCCGCAACCACACCGACCGCGCCAUCUGGAUGGGUAAGCGCCUGCCGCUGGAUCUGUCUAUUUUUCGGCCCAAGACGUCGGCGGCUGCUGCUGCUGCUGCGUCUGCUGCUGGGGGAGGGACGGCGCCGGCUUGA
Molecule: messenger RNA, 582 nt
Organism: Chaetomium globosum CBS 148.51
Lineage: Eukaryota; Fungi; Ascomycota; Sordariomycetes; Sordariales; Chaetomiaceae
Exons: 3
Coding region: 1-582 (193 amino acids)
Source: RefSeq, a predicted model, not a curated record